GAUUAUUGGAAGUUGUGAACUUGAAGCAUCUGUAACAUGCCCAUUUUUAUUAUUCUAUUGUGGCUUGCUGGAUUAGUUGUACAUAAGUUGCUGGCUCCAAUGUAAAAUCAAUUUUUAAUCUUGGGAAGUCAAACACAAGAUGAGAUGGAUUGCUUAACCAAAAACCCUCUGCUUCUCCCUUUCACUUGCUUUCUUUCUGGUUCUCGACUUUCUCUCCAUUUUUCUUCCCCUUAGCUGUUCUUGAACAGGUUGCUGCAGAAAUCUGAUGGGUUCUUGUGCCUAUAAUUGAGAGUUGAGAACCAUGUGCAGCUAUCUGCCUUAGAGCUCAGUAAUUGAAACGUUAGUGGCUCGCUCUUGGUGGAUUGUGGUUUUCCCUUGUUAGAUUUUGACUUCAUUCCAUAUUAGUAUUUCCAUUGAUUAGAGUAUUCAUGCCAAUGGCCAUGGAUCAAAUGGCUAUCUUCAGAUUCCGUUGCUUCUGCUUCACUAUUCUCCUCCUCUCCACAAUUUCAUCCAUCUCAUUCCUCUUCUGGUAUCAAUGCUCAGGUCCAUGUAACAGUUCUGAAACCCAGAUGCCAUGGCAGAAGCAAAGCCAAGCAAUAAAUCUACUCUCUCAUGCUUCUGCCUGGAAUCAUCUAUCUUUCUCUUCACAGCCACCACCAAAGCUCCUCAAAGUUGCACUCUUUGUGAAGAAAUGGCCUCAUAGAUCUCACGCUGGAGGGCUUGAACGCCAUGCUCUCACUCUUCAUCUGGCACUCGCCAGAAGAGGCCACGAGCUUCACGUUUUCACGGCCUCACCAACAGCCGCCAACAAUGCAUCCUUCCCCAGGUAUCCCAUGACCAAUUUACAUUUCCACCUCUCCAAACCAACAUCCGCAGGCUAUUUAGACCAAGCCAUAGUCUGGAAGCAGCUUCAGCUUCAGAACUCAACUUCCAGACCCUUUGAUGUGAUCCACACGGAAAGCGUGGGACUGCUGCAUACCAGGGCCAGAAACCUGACCAAUUUAGCCGUCACUUGGCAUGGGAUAGCUUACGAGACUGUUCACACAGACAUCAUUCAAGAGCUUCUGAGAAGUCCCGAGGAGCCUCAAUCAUAUGCACUGGCGGACAGAGUGAUGAAAGUUGUAGAUGAGGUGAGGUUCUUUCAAAAUUAUGCUCACCAUGUUGCUACCAGUGAUCACGCUGGAGAUGUAUUGAGAAGAAUCUAUAUGAUCCCAGUAGAGCGAGUUCACGUUAUUCUGAAUGGCGUAGAUGAGGAGAUCUUCAAACCUGAUUCUGUAAAAGGGAUGGAAUUCAAAAGGAAGUUCGGUGUGCCGGGAAGAAAGACAUUAGUAUUAGGCAUGGCUGGAAGAUUAGUGAAGGAUAAAGGGCACCCCUUGAUGUUUGAAGCGCUGAAGCAGCUGAUAGCUGAGAAUGGCGCCUUUCGGAACGAUGUUAUUCUUCUGGUUGCUGGAGAUGGUCCAUGGGCUGCAAGGUACAAAGAUCUGGGAGCUGGUAGUAUUAUAGUUUUGGGGCCAUUGGACCAUGUUCAGCUUGCCAGCUUCUACAAUGCAAUCGAUAUUUUUGUUAACCCAACGCUUCGAGCUCAGGGGCUGGAUCAUACACUGCUAGAGGCAAUGCUGUCUGGCAAGCCGGUGAUGGCUACACGAGUGGCUAGCAUCACUGGCUCUGUGAUUGUGGGUGGAGAGAUGGGUUAUACAUUCUCUCCCACUGUGGCUUCACUAAAGAAGGCUCUGUCCAAAGUGUGGGAAGAUGGAAGAGCGGUUUUGGAGAAGAAAGGAGAGGCUUGUAGACAGAGAGGUUUACAGCUUUUCACAGCUACAAAAAUGACUGCUGCUUAUGAAAGGUUGUUCCUUUGUAUUUCAACUGCCGGGAACAGGGAUGAACAAGAUCUUUGUCAAUAUCGUGGGUAAAAAUUGAGCUUCUGAUAUGUCUCCAUGGUUCCUUACUAGUUUGAAGGUUUAAGAAGCUCAGAAAGGAACGAAGGAUGGGAUGCUAUUAGUUUCAAAAUACAACCUUUGAUACUAU
Linum trigynum is the source of this 2025-nucleotide messenger RNA. The record is from the annotation of a GenBank genome assembly. NCBI's taxonomy places the organism in Eukaryota, Viridiplantae, Streptophyta, Magnoliopsida, Malpighiales, Linaceae.